AUGGUAGGAAACAUGUAUCCCCAAUCAACCACGCUGAUCCAGGCCAUGGUCACCCUCACCGACCGCACUGCACCGUCUCGCGGAUCCUUCUUCUCCAAGACGCCCUUGAAGCUCUUCUCCUUCGACACCAUCCGGGAUGGCUGUGGCCUUGAGUUUUACUUCAAGGCCAAUUUCUCCUUCAUGAUGAUUCCAAAGAUUGGUGGCAAGGGCGGAAACGGGCUCGCGUUUGUCGUUUCCGCAACGAACGAGACUGCUAGCGGCGCCGCCAGCGGCGUGGGAUAUGCAGGAAUGAGCAAGCGCAGCGUGGCAGUGGAGUUUGACACGUGGCUGAACCAGGAGCACAAUGACACGAGCGCAAGCCACAUAGGCAUCAACCUGAAAGGCAGCCCUUUUUCCCAGGUGACUGCCAAAGUUUCAACGGCGCUGAACAACGGAAGGAUGUACUUUGCAUGGGUGGAGUACAAACCUGAGGAGACAGAGAGCUUGAAGGUGUUUCUUGCAUCGGCGUUCAGUGCUCGCCCGAACGAACCCACGCUGUCUAUGAAACUCUCUCUCUGCGACGUGCUGCAGCCCACGCGAGCGUCCUCCUCCUUCUACUUUGGCUUUGUGGCCGCGACACGGCUGCAUGCGCAGAAGCAUGCUGUGGCCAUCGAAUCUGUUGAAAGAGGCUACUGUCGCUCCCUGCCUGCAGCCACCCGUCCAGACUUGGAUGCAAUUCGCUCUGCUGCAUUCAAUCCACCCCUUCGUUCCCAACCCCUCGCUCCCACGCCCCCUGCUGCUGCUCCCUGCCUUCCUGCAGCCACAUGCCUUAGCGUGGAUGCAGAGAUGUUCCGCCCCAACACCACGAGCCCCUUCACACGCUACGUGAGCGCGGGGUACGGCGGUGAGCAGGAUGAGCAGGACUCGUGGCGAAUGCCGACCUACUCCACAUGGGCCGUCGACCCGCGCUGGCUGCCUGAGGACCAGGGCUUCUCCUGCGAGGGCUGCUGGGCGUAUGCGGUGGUGGCAAGCAUAGAAGCAGCGUACGGCAUCGUGAAUAACAGCAUCAAGUCCUUCCCAUCGCUCUCCAUCGACUCCCUCUACCAACUCAUGGGGCUCCCUGGCUGCACCAGCGGCUCUCCCACCAAGGCCUUUGAGGAGCUUGUCAAGGCUGCCGUGAAGGGUGGCGGCCUCACAUUCAAGGGGUACUUUGGGCUCAUGCUGGCAGUGUGGCGCCAGCCUGUUGUUGUCCACAUCGAGGCCAGCGCCGCCUCCUUCAUCGACUACAAUGGGACAAUCAAGUACCAGGACCCGGGGUGCUACACGGGCAACCUCAACCAUGUUGUACUCGUUACAGGCUUUCUCAUGGUCGGCACCGAUACCAGCCGCCCGACCAUCUCCCCGCCCUUUUGGAAGAUCCGCAACUCGUGGGGCACGCAGUGGGGGGCGAGUGGGUACAUGUACAUGGGGAUUGAACCUGCUGAUGGCAUCUGCGGCAUCAACGUGCUGCCUAGCAUUUACCCUGUCAUCCGAAGUGAGUCGCUGGGGGCACCUCAGGUCGACCAACCGCCUUCACUCUUGAGCCAAACUUCAAGCCAAACGCGAGGUGCCUUAGCCAACCGAUAG
Messenger RNA from Closterium sp. Naga37s-1, 1605 nucleotides. NCBI's taxonomy places the organism in Eukaryota, Viridiplantae, Streptophyta, Zygnematophyceae, Desmidiales, Closteriaceae. The record is from the annotation of a GenBank genome assembly.